CUGAUAUAAAAGUAGUACUCCUAAAAAGUUCAUGCCAACAAUAUUUCGAAUGCAGCGGAAAUGAGGUUUUUCCAUCCCAUACCGAGCCAAUAAUGUCAUGCCACCAACCUUUCAAAAUAAAAUAGCUCCCUUUUCGGGCCUGUCAGUACCUUUCCCCUCCUUUGUGUGUGUUCUUGUAUGCUCGUCUUCACGUUUUGCGUUGCAGGAAUCUACGCAUGCUUCCUCACAUGGGGCGUCAUCCAAGAAAGAGUGAGCACCACACCGUACGGUGACAACGAUGCACCAGAGAAAUUCCGUUACUUUAUCUUUCUCAAUCUGAUCCAGUCCGUGAUCGCCGCCAUUGUGUCAUUCAUCUACGUCAAGGUCAGCGGACGACACCUCAACCUGACAACUUCUCCUCGUGCACUCUACGUUAAAUACGCACAAGUUGCAUUUACCAACUGUACUGGAUCGCCCUUUGGCUAUGCAGCACUCAAACAUAUCGACUACCCGACCAUGAUUCUGGGCAAAUCGUGUAAACUGAUCCCGGUCAUGUUUAUGAACUUGGUUGUCUACCGGAGGAAAUUUCCAUUGUACAAGUACGUCUGUGUCAUGUUGAUUACGGCCGGCGUUUCGAUGUUUAUGCUGUAUCAUCAAGUUGAGGGAGGCAGUAGCAAGAAGGCGGCGGCUGCCAAUUCGUUGUGGGGUCUGUUUUUGCUUGGCACCAAUCUUGCUAUUGAUGGCUUGACCAACGCGACUCAGGAUCAGAUUUUCCAUGACUAUGGCCAGUAUGUCAGUGGCCAACACAUGAUGUUCUUUAUGAAUGCCAUUGGCUCGAUUUACUCGCUGGCAUUCCUUGUUUUGAAUCCUUACAACGACGAACUCAGUUUGGCGAUCCGGUUCUGCCAAACCCAUCCAGCUGUCAUCCGCGAUGUACUUUUGUUUGGUCUCUGCGGUGCAGUGGGCCAAUGCUUUAUUUUUUAUACUCUCCAAGAAUACGGCAGUUUGCGUUUGGUGACGGUGACGGUGACACGAAAGCUGUUUACAAUGCUGUUGAGUGUGUUUUGGUUCAAUCAUAAGCUCUCGUUGGGUCAAUGGCUCGGUGUUGCUUUAGUGUUCCUGGCGAUUGGCAUUGAGGCGUAUAUAAAAAAGCUGGAAUCGGCUCGACUUAAGAAAACGUUCAAGCCAAGUGAAAAGGACAAAGGAUUAGCAACUAUUGCUGAGAAGCCUCCCAAGAAAGUAGAAUAGGCCUUUUGCUUGCUACCUAGAGAUACCGUUUCAUAUAUAUUUCACAUUUACAUCCCAUUCUUCCAAUAUUACACACGCAUCAUGACUUUCCACCUCCGCCCGAC
Molecule: messenger RNA, 1331 nt
Organism: Zychaea mexicana
Lineage: Eukaryota; Fungi; Mucoromycota; Mucoromycetes; Mucorales; Lichtheimiaceae
Product: UAA transporter
Exons: 2
Coding region: 178-1227 (349 amino acids)
Biological process (GO): UDP-galactose transmembrane transport
Cellular component (GO): endoplasmic reticulum membrane; Golgi membrane
Molecular function (GO): UDP-glucose transmembrane transporter activity; UDP-galactose transmembrane transporter activity
Source: RefSeq, a predicted model, not a curated record